AUGCUGAAAAACCCAGAUCUCGAGGAUUUACCGCGGAGGACAAAAUACAACCAGACGUUGUCCAUCUGGCUCCUAACGAUCAUGAUUGUAUGCACUAUCUUGGAUUUUUCUAUGAUUGUCUGGGAUCGAUUUCUUCGAGUUGACCUUCGCUCCGCUUCAACUUCAGACGAGCUACUCCCGUUCCAGAAUCCAUAUCUCAACCUCGAGAUCCUCUAUAAGAAUCCUGAUUUCAAGAGCUCUACCCACGAGCCAAUUAUCAACAAUGCACCACGCUAUAAGUCCGUGGAACAAAGUAGAGCUCCUAUAUACGAGCGACGGCUUAUCGUAACACAAGAAUUCGAAAGCAUCGCACAGUUUCGCGUGCUUGAUUUUGGCAUGGAAAACUGCAGCCUCUCACUCACUGUCCCUCCAAGAAACAGCACAGAAGAUUUGCUCUAUUCGGAUCUUGGCGACUCUGUAAUUCUUGAUGUCUGGUCUCUACCAGCUAGACAUAAGUUGGACCUAUACAAUCUGUCAUGGUCGAAACUUCCUCGACCGAGGGUACACAUUGGCUACAUGAAUGCGUCAUAUGGAAAUACAUAUCGUAUGCCAAGCUUUCAGUGCAAGUCGCAGUCAUACCAGACAUUUGCAGUCUCCUGCUCUAGCCCUGGUUGUCUUGUGAAUGUCACAGGCAAGGAUAUGGGGACCUUCAGGGCUAUACAUGUAUCAGAGUCAAACGAUUUAACUAGGCACGCAACUGAGCUGCGCAGGCAGAGACUUCGUUCACCAAGUCUGACGUGA
Molecule: messenger RNA, 780 nt
Organism: Suillus subalutaceus
Lineage: Eukaryota; Fungi; Basidiomycota; Agaricomycetes; Boletales; Suillaceae
Exons: 4
Coding region: 1-780 (259 amino acids)
Source: RefSeq, a predicted model, not a curated record